GAAAGUGAAGAAAGAAGGAAGAAAGGAAAGAAGGAAGGAGUGAUGAAGACAGGAAGAAAAUGAGGGAGGGAGCGAAGGAGGAAGGAAGGAAGGAAAGAAAAAAGGAUGGAAAGAGGGAGGAAAGGAAAGAAGGAAGGAAAUGCAAGAGAAGAAAGCACAAGAGAAAAGGAAGAAAAGUUACGAAAGGCAACCGCUUCCCCUCUCUUUAAGAGAGAUAAACCACCUAAUCCUCACAACCACUAUUCACUUCCUGAUGCCAAACCUGGAAGGUCUCCAUUCCACGUGGAGCAUCUCCAGCCAAACGAGCCGAGUCAAAAAAAAAAAAAAAAAAACCCAAAAUCAACCCCUCCCACAACCUUAAAUUUUUAGGCCGAAGCCUACGCAGAUAGAAAGGCAGGCCUGGAACUAGCUGGAGGAGAAAGAGUUGUUACUACUGGCCUUUUACUAGCUGGAGAAGAAACAGCUUUUCCUACUUGUCCUUUUUACUCUACAACUUACUCUCUUCCCUUGCUCGGCCUUUCUUUCUUUUUCCUUUGAGUCGACCUAAAUGAUCCCAUCUUCCUGUUGUUUUUAGCCCAGGGACCAGCCAGUUUUGCAGGAAAGGCAAGAGCCUAAUUUUCUGAGAGUGACUGCAUUAGAAGAGUGAAAACUAGUCACCAAUUGCUUCUACCAUGUUCGCCAACAUAUGUCUGAGAAAGCAGAAAUUAGCAGUGACCGUUUUCUUAUUUAUCGGCGGCAUUAUUCUACUACGGGAGAAAUUCAAACCAAAAGAGGUCCGGUUAGACAAAAAAAUUACAUGCCAGAAAGUAAAUCAGGAUUUUAAAACACUGGCUUUCUUAAGAAGGACUGAAGGUCAGAAACCAUUAUUUAAGAACGGAAAAUUCUCCAAGGACAAGGUUCUAAAGUGGCAGCGGAUGCUUAUUCAGUCAUGUCCUUGGAAACCCAAUGCUACAGCGAUUAUGCAAUAUAGGGAAGAGCUAGGUCAGUGUUGCAAUGCUUCUCAUCUGCUGGUGGUAACCAAGGAAAACACACCACUGCGAUCCAUCAUCAAUUUCGAUGGUGACAAAUAUAAAAAUAUCACUGUGGACGCCACCAUGAGAAAUGUUCUAUUGAAGAGAUUUCCGUUGGCAGGUACCCGCUAUAGCAAAUGUGCUGUCAUUGGCAACGGUGGUAUCCUACAAGGUAGCAGGUGUGGACAAGAAAUCGACCAGGCUGAUUUGAUCAUCAGGUUUAAUCUGCCUCCGUUGAGGAAAACUGAAGACGUGGGAACCAAGACACACUUAGUGACCAUCAACCCCAGUAUUUUAAGCAAUAGAUUCCAAGGCUUGGUGGGUCCUCCGACAGCUUUUAUCGACGUUCUUCGGGCCUACCAAAACGCCCUUUUCCUCAUUCCUGCGAUAUCCUUUGAUUAUCAUCUUAAAAUCGGCUACCGUGCUAUAGAGAUCCUGAAGAAUUUUGGCCUGGCCCAUAGGGGAUUCUUCCUCCACCCUCACUACCUGGCUGCCCUCGAUAAGUAUUGGAAACAGAAAGGGAUGACAGGAAUGCGUCUUUCCACUGGCUUUAUGUUCACCAGUUUUGCUCUGGAGUUCUGUGACCACAUCACUCUCUAUGGCUUCUGGCCCUUUUUAUAUGACCUAAGUGGGAAACCAAUCAAUCAUCACUACUUCGACAACGUGUUGCCACUUCCUUUAGUUCACAAAAUGUCCGAAGAGUUCUCCCAUUAUCUCAAUAUGUCUGCCCAGGGUGUUUUGCGCAUACAGCUUGGCAUAUGCCAGUGAGGUUCGGAUGGGUAAGACGGUCCCUUAACCCAGGAAUAAAUCGCCCAAAGAAAAAAAAACAAUCAGUUUGCGGUUCCCAGCAAAGCAACAUGGAAUUUGUACCGGUGAGGAACAGGAUCCUUCACAAAAUACAAGAUUUUCCCCGCACAUUCUUUUCUAGCAAUCACAACAGCUCUUUGUAUUCCUACUCAUCGAAUGAUCGGAAAUAGCAGCCUUCUCACAAUGAGAGACAAAAUAAGAGGAACGUUCAAUUGUUAGAAUUGUAAACAAACAAAUAAAUAAAAGGAAGCUGUUUUACAAGUAA
Pantherophis guttatus is the source of this 2082-nucleotide messenger RNA. RefSeq names its product alpha-N-acetylneuraminide alpha-2,8-sialyltransferase-like. Lineage: Eukaryota; Metazoa; Chordata; Lepidosauria; Squamata; Colubridae. The record is from RefSeq and is a predicted model, not a curated record. Gene Ontology annotation, molecular function: alpha-N-acetylneuraminate alpha-2,8-sialyltransferase activity. Gene Ontology annotation, biological process: oligosaccharide metabolic process; N-glycan processing.